AUGCCGGGAAAGUACUCUCACAGCGUCGCCUUGGCUGACUAUUCCAACCGUGGGCUCGACUAUCUACCCGAUGAUCUAUACUUAGAUCAUCCACGGUCCCUCCGAAGUCCUUCGCCUGUCAAUGGGCCACAGACCGUGAGCCCGAUCUCUCCUGUGACACCUGGGGUAGGCCCAGGUGCAACCUUAUCAUCUGCCUCGAGGUCGUACUUUCCCCAUGGACAGGGUUCUUCCAGAAAUACCAAAAGACAGUCCAUCAAUGGUGAUAUGCCCGGUCGGAGGCAGGAUCACGCUCGGAUACCACCGCCACGACGACUGGUUCUGGACUGGGAGGAGGGAACCCAUGGCUCUGCCACAAACAUCAAGGAAUCUCAGUGUGUUCGAUCAACUUCAGUGCAGCCUCGCCUCUCAACGAAUCUCCGCGCAUCCACGUCAUUCGAUGCCUACACUGAGAAGGAGGUGUAUCAUCCUCAAUUAGCAUCGCGGGUUUCAAACGACGAUGCUGCCAGACAGACAAUGCUCUCCAAACCGGUAGAGAGUGCAUCUCGACCUAGAAACCGGAAGUAUCAACCCAGAGACGAUGUCGAAAACUUCCAACUGUUCAAGGAUCGGGGCAUCCCUCUUUCACCAGCCCUUAGCCAUCAUGGGGAACCUCUUCUCUCUGUUCAAGAGUUCCUCAAUGCUUCCUCCAUGGCGAGAGAAGCGAAUGGGACAUCCAAACAAGGUCAAUUCGUAUCGAGUUCUCCCACCUCCUAUAGAGGCAGACAGUUGCCUCAAAGCCCUUCGUUGCAAGGGAAGGGAGGCAACAGAAGCCUCGCAUCGUUGAAGAGGCCCUCGAUCCGUUCACUAAGGCAUGACGGUGGGAUCAGUUUUGAGGGGUCAUCAGACGAAGAUGAUGAUGUGGCACAGACCACACCGGCCAUCACAACAUGGAAAUUGAGCCCGAAUCCUACAAUCUGGGCAGACGAAAGUUUCCGGAGACGAAAGAUCAUGGAUCUUACGCAGGAGCUCCAUAUUCUAUCUACGCAAGGCGCUCGAAAAUCCGGGCCAGAACAGAAGUCACGUCAACAGCGAACCGAAACUAGGGGCAGACAACCGCGAAUCAAGCACACCACCACCAUGUCGGAUUUUGAGGACAGCGAACUCAGCGAGCUUGACGGACUCGAAAUACGUCCUACUCAAAGGUUUCCGAGCCUCUCCAGGCGUCGUUCGACGGAUCGUGAUGGGACGUCGCGGGAACAGGAAUAUAUCCCUACCCGGUCAGACGGUCCACUGAGCCCUGUCACUCCUCAUUCAGCACGGUCCUUUGAUCCUACAGUACAGGACAUACAUGUCUCAAAAGCCAAGGCAAAUGCUCCCAGUUUCUCCUACAAUGGGCAUUCCGAUAGAGACUACUUUUCUGGAACCUCACCCAGGAAGUCGCAUACGCCCGGACGACCCUAUCGCAACGUUGGCGAAGACAGCCGGAAGCAUGAACCACGGGGAAAUGGAGCGCUAAAUUCGUCUCUGACCAGCGGUACGACGAUGAUGGCUAGUCAGGGGUACCACGGACGAAGCAACAGCAUGUCGGCUGCCGAUGCCCUUGGAGGACGCUCUCAAGGUCUACAUACGAUACCCUCGCAGCACCGUCGACAAACUCUCGCAUUGAGACCUUCGAUCUCGACGGCAGUGGCCUCUGAUAUAGGGACCAGACCACGACCUGGUCAAGGAACAUCGGCAUCAUCAUCGGCUGCAAGACGUGGUAGUUCCACCCCAGCCUUCGGUGUACCGAGUAUCGUGCGCAAUCCCGAGAAGAUAGCCGCAAUCAACGCAGAGACACGCAGACGCUCGGGCGCCCAACCCCGAACAAACACGACGUCUAUUGCACCGUCGCAAUUCCCUGGAAAUGCUCCCUCGCUCCAAGAACGGCAGAGAAGUCGCCAUAGUCUAUCGCUGGUAAGGGGCAGACACGCCAGUUUAUCGGAUCUGGCAGGAAGCUGGGGCCGUGACAUGAAGAGCCGCUUCGAUGCUAGAUUGGCGAAAGAGCGACCGCCUACAGAAGCGAAGCCAAAUAUAGAGGAUGCAGAGACAGCAAAUAGGACUGCGGCGACAAAGGCCGAACAACCCCAACAAACGACUUCCAGACUGUCGCGCCCUCAGACGUCCAAGCCGGCCCGUAUCCGAUCGGCCAGUUUGAGUGCUCAGUCCUUUGGACACUCAUCGAUGGACCCACCAAACCCUCGCGCUCGUCUCGCCCCUGAGGGGGAUCAUAUGUUCGACCUCGCUGCGAGUCCCCCGGACACUUGGACUGGAGGGGACUUCGGCGUACCAGCGGAAACAAUUGAAUCGCAUGCACCAGGUCGGACGCUCAGUCUUCAUCAAGGCAUGGUCGAAAGCAAGAUCUUCUAUCCAGACGACAACGACAUCGUAUUCAGAAGACAUGAACGGAAUAAUGACGAUAACGAUAACGACAACGACAAUGAUAUCGACGACGACGAUAUACUAAAUCAUAACGCAGCGCUUCCUCCACCGGAUAUCUCGCGCUACCGUGCCCCCUCUUCCACCAGGCUGAGAAGGAGUCUUGAAGAGGAGGAAGACCGAGUCAUGACGAUUUUCCGCGUCCUACAGGACGGUCCGGAUCCGUACAUUUCCAGGCGUGCCGAGCGAGGCAAAGUUGAAACGGAAUCGCAAACCGAGAAAGGAGGGGAUCAACCUCACAUCAGACCCCAGAUGUCGAUGACCUACAAGACAGGCCGGGGCAGCAUAAGCAGGAGCAGCAAUAUGAGCGGAACCGGGAGCGGGCACGGAGGGAGACGGAAAAGCUUCCUCGGAAGGAUCAUGGGGCGAAGGGCGUUUUCUGGGACACAGGUGGACGCUGUCUAUUGA
Molecule: messenger RNA, 2862 nt
Organism: Capronia coronata CBS 617.96
Lineage: Eukaryota; Fungi; Ascomycota; Eurotiomycetes; Chaetothyriales; Herpotrichiellaceae
Exons: 1
Coding region: 1-2862 (953 amino acids)
Source: RefSeq, a predicted model, not a curated record